Molecule: messenger RNA, 2595 nt
Organism: Ipomoea triloba (trilobed morning glory)
Lineage: Eukaryota; Viridiplantae; Streptophyta; Magnoliopsida; Solanales; Convolvulaceae
Product: cysteine-rich receptor-like protein kinase 10
Exons: 10
Coding region: 1-2595 (864 amino acids)
Biological process (GO): protein phosphorylation
Molecular function (GO): protein serine/threonine kinase activity; ATP binding; RNA-DNA hybrid ribonuclease activity
Source: RefSeq, a predicted model, not a curated record
AUGGUUGGAAUUGGUGCUUAUUCUUGCUUCUUCUGUGGUCAUGCCUUGCUGCUGCUUUCUCAUGCUAGUGCUAAAGAUACACUUGCCCCUGGAGAAAGUCUGUCGUAUUAUGCGGCGGCAGAUUCCUUGGAGUCAUCAAACACACUGUACAGCUUAAAAUUCAUUGAGCGAUCGAGCUCUACCGUCACCAGCUGGUAUUUGUGUAUACAGUCCUCCAGGCAUCCCUUCCAAGCGACUACGGAAUAUAUUACGAUUUGGGUUGCUUGGCAGGGCCAAAGUCUUUUCUCUCCAGAAUUAACAAUGUCAGAAGAAGGGCAGUUGAUAAUAGAUGCUGUAGGUGAAGAUUUCAUUGUAAACAAUCAACAACCUUCUUACGUUAAAAACACAACGGCAACUCUUCUUGAUAAUGGCAACUUAGUUUUGCAAAGUCCAGGGGGGCGUACGUUGUGGCAAAGUUUCGAUUACCCCACUAAUACUUGGCUUCCAGGCAUGAAAUUGGGUUGGUUUGGGCUGAAAACUCCACGCCCUCACCAACGUUUUCUCACUUCUUGGACAGCCCAGCAAAACCCUGCUUUUACCUUUGGUGUUCUUUAUCCAAACAAUAAUACUAAUACUAAUACUAAGCGGCCGCAGCUAGUUCUCAUGAGAAGAGGGACUGUUUAUUGGCAAAGCGGGGUCUGGAAUGGUAACAACUUUUCACCUAUUUUUCCAUACCUUAACUUCAGCUAUUUCUCUGAUGAGAAUCAAAGCUACAUUAUUUUGAAUGAGGAAUUGCAUUUCAAUUUAACCUAUAUCCUUAUUGAUGCAACUGGGGGAGUAACUGUGGAAAAGGAUGGAUAUCUGUCAUCCUCCACUUAUAUUGACUUACUAGUGUUGGAGACUGGUUCAAUUCAACAACUGGUGUCAUUCAAUGGGAACAAUAUUUGUUUAACUCCACCUUUGGUAUCACUGACUGCAACCAAAUGUGUGCAAAUAAUUGUUCUUGCAACGCCUUUGCUUCUAUCAUUGCUGAAGCUGGAACAGGAUGCAAAUUUUCUUCAUCCCCUGCCUACAACUACGCCUCUGAUGGUGAAGCUCUUUACAUUCGCCACAAUACCAAAGAAGCAGCAAAUCGAACCAAAUUAUCUCCACUUCACCAUCCUGCCCCCCCCGGCUUUCACAAAGACGAAUAAGUCGCAUCACAACAAAACAGCAACUAUAGCUGCUCUUACGGUACCAUUUCUGGUGAUCCUUGCCAUGGUUUUCAUAAUAUGGUAUAUGAAUCCAAGAAAAUGUUGCCCCACUUGCUUCAUAGCCCCAAAUGAACAUUCAAGGCAACAACUUGUUGCUGGUAAGGAAGAUGAGGACUUACCUUUCUUCAAUUUCAAAACCAUAGAGAUGGCUACCAAUUGUUUUUCACCUGAAAAUAAGCUGGGUCAAGGAGGAUUUGGUCCUGUUUAUAAGGGAAUAUUACCCAAUGGUCAAGAAAUUGCUGCAAAGCGACUCUCAAAAAUAUCUGGACAAGGAAUUGAACAAUUCAAAAAUGAGGUUCUAUUGAUUUCAAAAUUGCAGCACAGGAAUCUUGUAAGACUUCUGGGUUGUUGCGCUCACGGGGAUGAAAGGAUAUUAAUAUACGAGUAUUUGCCAAAUAAAAGUUUAGAUUCAAUUCUUUUUGGAAAAAAUGAAAGAAAGAAAGUUUGUGUUGAUUGGAGAAAGCAUGUCUCCAUAGUUGAUGGAAUUGCUCAAGGGCUUUUAUACCUUCAUAAGUAUUCAAGAAUGAGAAUUAUUCAUAGGGAUCUAAAAACAAGUAAUAUCUUAUUAGACAUUCACAUGCAUCCAAAGAUUUCAGAUUUUGGGACGGCUAGAAUAUUUAAAGAUAAUGUUUAUCAAGCAAGCACAAAAAGCAUUAUUGGGACUUAUGGUUACAUGUCUCCCGAAUAUGCAAUGAAUGGUUGUUUCUCUGAGAAGUCUGAUGUUUUUAGCUUUGGAGUCAUGAUAAUGGAGAUAGUGAGUGGAAAGAGAAACAAUGACUUCUACAAUUCAAAUCAUGUUUCAAAUUUACUUCGUUAUGCUUGGGAUAUAUGGAUAGAAGGAAGAAUUUCAGACUUAAUUGAUCCAACAAUGGAAAAAACAGUUCCAAUAAAUGAAGCAACAAGAUUUAUACAAGUAGGUUUGCUAUGUGUUCAAGACAGUGCAGUAGAUAGGCCGACCAUGUCAGAUGUGGUAUCUAUGCUUGGUAAUGAAUCAACAGUCUUACUUGCCCCUAAACAACCUAGUUUCUCUACUGUUAUCAGCUUAAAAUGUGAUGAUGUCGUUAACAAUCCAAAAGUCUCUGGCUCCACGAACAGCUAUAUGGCCGAACUGUGGGGCUUCCGGGAAGGCCUCAUCAUCGCUAAGAACCGUGGACUCAACCAUCUUAUAGCCGAAACAGAUUCGGAGGCUAUGGUUCAGGCCCUGCUAAAAGAGUCAGAUUCUCCUUCUGAGCUCAACAUGCUAAUCAAGGACUGUAAGCUGCUUAUGAGUGAGUUAUAUGUCUUAAAUGUUGUUCAUACCUUUCGGGAGGGCAAUAAAUGUGCUGAUUUCCCAGAUCGCUACUUGGGGUACUAUUGUGAUUGA